AUGAUUUUAAAUAAAGACUUUCAACAAUUAAACGACAUUCUUGAUAAAAUAUUUCAGUUAAUUCCAAUAUUAAAUGAUCAUUUAAAUAAAAAAAUUGAAAAAAAAUAUUCUGAAAUUAUUCAAAUUAUUCUUAAACAUUUUGAAAAAAUAUCUAUUGGAUCGAAAUCUAUUUUAUUAAAACCAAAUUUAACUGAGAAUGAUAUAGAAUCAAUUGAAAAUGAGUUUGUUUUAUUGAAAUUAGCAAAAGAAGCAAAAUUAUUUGAAAAACAUAUAAAAAAUUUGAAUGAUAUUUACGAUGAAUUAAAUGAAAAUUUGAUAAAAUAUGUUAAUGAAAUUAUACUAAGAAUAGAAGAAUUUUUAAAUAAAAAUUCGUAUUAUUAUUUUGAUUCAAUUCAACAAUUACUUUAUGAAUUUGAACUAAUUCGUACAUUACCUGAUAUGGAGUUAAAAACUAAUCAGAAUUUUUAUCGAAUUAUCGGAUCAAUUCAUACUUCAAUUCGAAAAUUACAAAAAGUUAUUGAAGACAUUAUCGAUCAGUUAGAUUUUCAAUCAAAUACAAUUAACAUUCGACCACUUCUAAAUCUAUUAUCACAUUUAAAAAAGACAGAAUGGAUUGAUCGAAUUUCACCUGGUUUUUUUGACAAAAUACGUAGUGAUAUUGAAAAUAAAUUCAUUGUACAAAUGGAAAAUUUCGAAUCAGAAUUAAAAAAAUUAAAUUUAGACCUUGAAUAUCCAGAAAAUAUUCUAUUAGCAAAUGAAAUUCUUUUAAAAAUUCAUCUGUUUGAAGAUUUUGAACGUUAUCUUCCUGAAUUACGAAUCUACCAAGAACGUAUCAUUAAAAAUUUUUGUGAAGUAAUACUAAAAAAAUUGGAAGCUAUUUCUAAAAGAUAUAAUUUAUCAGAAAAAGGUCUUGAUUAUUUAAUAAAUGAAUUAAAUGAAUUCAAACAAAUUGAAAUCAAUUACAAUAAUUUAUAUCCACCUAUUAAUUAUUUAAAACAAGCAGGUUAUUCAAAUAUUAAUGAAUUAAAUGAAAAAAAUCAAUUAAAUUUUCAAAUAAAAGAACUUCAAUUAAUAAUUCAACAUUAUGAACAAUCAAUUCUUUCAAAAGUUUCAACACAUCAUUCUGGUCGUGGUCGUGGUCGUGGUCGUGGUCGUGGUCGUGGUCGUGGUUCUAAUAAAUUAAAAGUUGGAUCUGAAAAAAAUGAUUUUUUAAAAGAAAAAGGUUAUUCAAAUAUCAAUAUUGUAAAAAAUAAACUUGAAAUAUAUCAAAAUAAUUUGGAUAAAAUUAAUCAAACAAGUUUUGAUCAACAUUCAAUAAAUCCUCAAACGAUUAAAGAUGAAUAUACUCAAUUAACUGAUAAACAUGAGUCAAUGCUUCUAAAACGUAUUCAAUUUUUAAAUGAACAUGGUUUUGAAAAUUAUGAAGUUCUUCAGAAAAAAAUUCAAAAAAAAACAAAUGCUCUUAAUAAUUAUAUUGAAGAAAAACAGCAAUUUUAUUUUCAUGAUGAACUUGAUGGAUUAUUUAUGAAUCAAAUUUUAACUUACAUUAAUCAUUGUAAAAAUCUUAUUAAUAAUGAUAUUAAACAAAUAGCAAAUGAGAUAAAUGAAUCUUUAAAAAAAUAUUUUAUUGAAUAUGGAAACUUUAUUGAAAAAGAAAUAGAACGAUGUUUUAAUUCAGUGAUUAAUUCCGACAAAGUUCAUUCAAAUAAUUUAAGAAAAUAUUCUUAUGAAUUAAUAUCAAUGGAAGAAUAUUCAUUGGUUUUUAAAUACUUAAAUGGAAGAAAAAAAUUGGAUUAUUAUAAAAAAAAAUUUCUUUACUAUUAUGAUUCAAUUCUAAUCGGAAUUGAACAAGAUAAAAUCAACGAAAAUUAUGAAGAUUAUCAAAAAAAAUUAGGCAUUAUUCAAUCAUUGAUUUGUUUAGAUGAAUUCUUUAUUAAAUUAUCUGAAAAUAAUAAAUUUGAGAAUUUAUUUAGAAAAUCUCAAUCUGAUUUUCUUAAGAUACCGGAACAAAUAUACAAAAUCAUAUUAGAUGCUAUUUCAAAACAAGAUUUUAUUCUAAUUAAUUCUAAACUUUCAUCUAUUGAAAUAUUUUCAAAAUCAAAAUUUAUCUUUCUUAUUAAAAGUAAUUUGGAGAAUAUUCUACAAUUAAUAAUCAAACAUACAAAAAAUUAUGCAAACUCAUUAAACGAAAAUAUUCGAUAUGAACAAAAUAAGGAAAAUUUUCAAAAAUUUAUUGAAAAUCUCGAAAAAAUUCAAAUUAUUCUUCAACAAACAAACAUUUUGAAUUUCAUUGAUAAAAAUAUUCGAAUUUCAUUGGAAAAUUUAUUCGAUGAUAUUGAGAAAAUUUUAAUGAAAAAGAUUCUUAAUAUCCUUCAAUCAAUUGAAAACUUUUUUAAUCAAAAUAAUUUUCUUUUCAUCGAAAAAACAAUGGAAUAUUUAAUUAAUUUAUUAAAUGAAUUAAAUGAUUAUUAUAAAUUUGAAUCAAUUCAAGAGAAGAUUAAUCAAUUGAAAACACGAAUUUCUCAAUUACCGAAUGAAAUUUUACAUAAAUAUGAUUUCAUUGAUUUAAAUAAAUAUAUAAACGAUUCACCAAAAGAUGUCUGUGAACUAUUAAAACUUGUUUCCUCAAAUGGUUAUUCUAAAUAUACACAAAUUUAUCGGCAAAUCAUAGAAAAACUUCGAAAAAUUUUUUCUUCAGAAAUAAAUCAUGUUAAAAAUAAGAGGAGUUCUAAUCGAUCAAUGAAACUGACUACAAUAAGAGAUGCUUCUUAUUAUUUACCAGAUGAAUUACAAAACAUUUUUCAAAAUGAUAUUCAAGAAAUUAAUGAAAUAAUUAGGGACGAAGCUCACAUGCUUGCUGUUGAUUAG
Messenger RNA from Adineta steineri, 2868 nucleotides. Lineage: Eukaryota; Metazoa; Rotifera; Eurotatoria; Adinetida; Adinetidae. The record is from the annotation of a GenBank genome assembly.